Ostrea edulis (European flat oyster) is the source of this 928-nucleotide messenger RNA. RefSeq lists its product as uncharacterized. The coding region runs from base 185 to 850 and encodes 221 amino acids. The record is from RefSeq and is a predicted model, not a curated record. Lineage: Eukaryota; Metazoa; Mollusca; Bivalvia; Ostreida; Ostreidae. The transcript is spliced from 3 exons.
UCAGUAUUUUGAUCGGGUUCGGGCUCUUUGAUGUCAUGCGGAGACCAUGCACAGAGCCUUAGGCUAACGAAUUUUGUGAAAUAAUUUACUUUAGUUUAACGUCCACAGUUGUGUUACAAUUUUCAUGAAUUUGCUGUAGGGUUGAUCACAAUGAUAGUUGAAAUUGUUAACAGCUGAUGUAAUAAUGGCAGAAGAUGAGAGAUCCGAAGGUCACAUCCAGUCACAGACUUCAAGGUCACCCGUCAGGGUCCGACGUUGGAAGGCUGGCAGUAGACUACCAGAGGGAGCCGUUCUCAUGACCUCAGAACAGGUCAAGACAGUCAUACAAAAAAAAAUAGCAGAUCACCCACGAUAUCAGGACACAUUCCUGCUGAUGAGUGGCCCCUUAAUCUCCUCCAGUGUGUCGGCAGUCACCACCUCCUACCUGAUUGGAGGAAUGAUGAAGGUGUUCUCGUCCAAGGUCAUGCCCAUCAGCAUAAUGAUGGGUGGGACGCUUAGUGCAGUACUCCCUACAUACAUUCUACAGACCUUAGCUGUCCAUGACCGCAUUAUAAGUGGCUCCAACACUCGCAGGUUGCAGCUUGGAGUUAGCAGUGUAGCCAUUCAGACAUUCUUUGGGGUGGUCUAUCCAUGCUUUUUGUCCAGUUAUAAAGUGUUUACUACAGAGAUCAAGCCAUAUGCCCAGGAGGGUAACUUAGGAUGGUUUUACAAAACUUUACUGAAGAAUAAGAGCUUUAGCCGACUGUUUUCUGGCUGUUUAGCUGCCCAGGUUUUGUUGGGAGCCUUGGUACCGUAUCUCACCUCUGAGCAGUUUGACAUGUUUGCCAGUGAAGUAUUUGGCGAAAGUUGAUGUGUGAUAGAGUAGUUUUAAACUGAAAUUUUCAAUUGCUGUUUAUUUACAGGGGAAAAUAAUAAAAUUCUAAAUUUU